AUGGCUACAACAGAAAUGAACCCCCCACAGACCCCGCCGCCUCGCAAGCGCAAAAUCAGCAUGCGCCUUCCAUCCAGCAAGUCCUUCAAACGUCUGGCAAAGAAUGUGAAGGAAGAAAUGCGAGAGCUUGUCGGGCUCGGGCACCACGUGACACCAGCGCAGGGAGCCGCUGUUUCCAUCGUUCCUCUCUUCGGAGCACUUUCCUUUUCACCAUCAUCAUCUCCUCCUCGUACAAGGCGCAAUGCCUUCGACAUCGACCACGACGCCGAUGCCAGUAGCGGUCCCCCAUCCCCCCUUGCGCUCCCUGCAUCCUCGCGGUCCAGAACCAGCAGCGCCACGCUGUCAGUUGACAGCCUUCAUCUCCACAAAUCCGUAAUCGAAGGCGCCGCGCACAAGCUGGAGGGAUCAGAAUGCAGCGCGCCGGAAAUUCUUCCUAUUCAUCCAGAACAAGACGACCACAGUUUCGUCUCGGAGGGCACGACAGCUCACGCGACUCAAGACGGAGCGACGGAGGGCUUGGAUUCAAUAGCUUUCCCAAAGGGCGAGGGGCUGGAAUCCACUCCCCCUCGUGUCUGUGACUUGGAACCGCCUGACCCCUUCCUUACCGCCGAACCCUACUCGACGCCCGAUACGGAUAAUAUAACCAACUCUAUCUCGGAAUCAUCCCAAGCCCUUCCCAUCGCCCAAUCUCCCGAAAUUAUCAUCAACUCCCCAACAUCAGACUCACAUUCUCUUCCAUUUCAACCACUGCUUUCCCCCGAUGUACAUCACGAUGUAAUCCAACAACUACCACCUCUGCCCGAAGACGACGACAAAGAAGACGAAGAGGCACAGCAGGAGGAUGCUCUUAAAAUUAUUUUACCCGGACUCAUUCUUCCUACGAUGUUCCUCCCCAUCCCCAAUGUACGCCCCCCAUUAUCAUCGUCGUUGCUUUCACCAUGGCUCUCGAGAUCAUAUUAUCGUUACAACUGUACUACUAGACUAGUCCGUUGA
Messenger RNA from Pleurotus ostreatus (oyster mushroom), 993 nucleotides. RefSeq lists its product as uncharacterized. The record is from RefSeq and is a predicted model, not a curated record. Bases 1 to 993 code for a protein of 330 amino acids. NCBI's taxonomy places the organism in Eukaryota, Fungi, Basidiomycota, Agaricomycetes, Agaricales, Pleurotaceae. The transcript has a single exon.